Trypanosoma cruzi is the source of this 156-nucleotide messenger RNA. Its product is annotated as ribosomal protein L39, putative. The transcript has a single exon. Gene Ontology annotation, cellular component: ribosome; cytosolic large ribosomal subunit. Gene Ontology annotation, biological process: translation. The coding region runs from base 1 to 156 and encodes 51 amino acids. Gene Ontology annotation, molecular function: structural constituent of ribosome. The record is from RefSeq and is a predicted model, not a curated record. Lineage: Eukaryota; Euglenozoa; Kinetoplastea; Trypanosomatida; Trypanosomatidae.
AUGGGACGCUUUAAGCCGCUUGCAAUUAAGAAAAAGUACGCAAAGAAGCUGAAGCAAAACAGGCCCGUGCCGUACUGGAUUCGUCUUCGCACGGGCAAUCGCAUAAAGUGGAAUGAGAAGCGCCGCCACUGGCGCCGUACGAAACUUCACUAUUAA